Molecule: messenger RNA, 7437 nt
Organism: Mizuhopecten yessoensis (Yesso scallop)
Lineage: Eukaryota; Metazoa; Mollusca; Bivalvia; Pectinida; Pectinidae
Exons: 11
Coding region: 54-3155 (1033 amino acids)
Biological process (GO): protein phosphorylation
Molecular function (GO): protein kinase activity; ATP binding
Source: RefSeq, a predicted model, not a curated record
UCACCAACAAAUCUUGGCUUUUGUUUCAUUUUCAUCAGGGAAUUCCAACAGCAAUGAGGAUUGCUGAAGAUGCCAAGGAUGACAAGUGUAAGAGGAAUGCUCACCUUCAGGAACUUUCACAGGAAUCCUGUGCCAAACAAUUUGCUGCAAGAGACUUGAAAUAUCAGAAGGGGAAAAAUGUCAAUGUUAGACAGGCUUCAAAGCCUCGCCAUACUGUGUGUAAAGAAAAUGACAAACAGAAUUUGUGUAUAAAGUCCAUUUCAGGAAAGGGUGACUAUUUCUCUAGGUGUAUGUACAACUCAUGGGACAAACAAUCCGAGGUCAGAAGCUUUAAAGACUGUAAGGAAAGAGAGUUAGGAAUACAAAAUCAGGAGAAGUGUGAUCUUACUGAUUACUCUUUGAGAAAAGCCCAAGUAAGAUUGGAUUUCAGAGAAAAACAUGAGAGUGAAAAACUAAAAAGUUUACUUUCACCAAGCAAAAAAACUGAAUAUUUAGGCGGACUUAAAGGUUUGGAUUGGAUGUUCCAACACUCCCCUGCAUCACCUGCCCAGCAGGACCAAGUUGUCAACAUGAUGCACUCAUCAGAAAUCACUGAUCAGGACGUUGAUUUUCAUGUGCAGCCCCCGAAUAUCCUCAGAGACAGUGGCUUCCAAGGAAGCAAUGCUCCAACAGAGGAGCCCCAAGGAAAGAUCACUGAUCAAGAGAACAUGAGGGAGUUUAAUGAUACUUAUCUGGGAGGAUCUGAGGAUUCUCAUACUGAAAUAAUUGGUGGACCUGUCCUUGGAGAUGACGGUGAGGAGAAAGUUGCAGAGGAAGUGGACACAGCAGAAGAGGAAGAGGCAGCAGUAGAGCAUGAGAGAGCUGAAGAGGAGGAGUCGCAUAUAGUGGAGGAAGUCAAUGUCAAGGGUGAUGUUCUUUCAGUCAUUGAUAACCAUGUACAGGUUGAGACAGCAGAAGAGGAGAUUGAGCAUAUAGUGGAGGAUGUCAAUGUCGAGGGUGAUGUUCUUUCAGUCAUUGGUAACCAUGUACAGGUUGAGACAGCAGAAGAGGAGAUUGAGCAUAUAGUGGAGGAUGUCAAUGUCGAGGGUGAUGUUCUUUCAGUCAUUGGUGAGGUACAAGGAGCUCUGGAACAGCCUCUGGAUCCACCAGCAGAUCAUGUCCAGGGCCAGUCACCAGUACACAACUUUGAAGGAGAUUACAGAGACAUACAUGGUUCAAAUCCACAUAAAGUUGACUUCCCACCUACAAACAGGCAAUAUCCAGAGAAUAUUUAUGAUGCCAACUCUCUCACAUGUGAUGGACUUAUUGAAUCCGAUGAUGAAGACAGCCAACUCAGUCACAUUGAUUCCAAUAUUAACGGCAAUGACAAUGAAGAACAGAACUACCAAGCAGCUGCAGAACCAUUGCCAACUGUUGGAGCAGUUGCCCUUAAUAUGUUUGGAAAUCGGUCAAGAUCUACACUCGAAGGAAUUCCAGCGGAGCUUACAGGUAAUGCUCGAGGAAUUCAUGUAGGGCUCAUAGACACAGAGGGAGCUCAAGCAAGACCAACACAAGAUGCCCAAAUAAGACCAAUACAAGGAGUGCAUGAGGCAGGGUCUAUACAAGACACGCAAGCAAGAGAAACAAAUGUCUUAAGAGGAUCUUGUCAUGAGGGUCACAUGACUAGUGAAAUUUUCGAAGCAGGUCAUCAAGAACUACUGUUACAGCAAAGCAUACGAAACGUUACAGGAGGAAAUACAAAUUUGGCCAAGCAGUUCCUGUCCCAUCUCAAGACAGAUAGAUUACUGUCACAGCACUGUGGGGUUAUAGUGUGCAGGGCCCUACAGACAGUAGUUGAGAGAGGAGAAGGUGGGAGGUUUACCACUGGCCAUGGAGGCCAGUAUAUUGUGGUAUCUGAGGAGGGACGUGGAGGUUACGGCAUUGUCCACCUUUGUGAAGCAGUCAUUGUAAAUGGACAUCAGCUGGAGAGUGUCAAAUUUGCAAGGAAAAGGAUGCCAAUCUGGAGGUUUAAUGUACAGGAGGCUGGGUUGUACAUAGACUAUGGGCAACGACUACGCUGGAUGCUUGAUUUGAAGGGUAUUGUAAGAGACGGAGACAACGUAGACCUAUUCCUUCAGUAUGCACCAGGUGGUUCCCUUGCAAAGUGGAUACAGAAAUCCCCUGAUCUACAGAUUGUGGACAGUAUUGGGCAGAAUAUCAUCUACAAUCAGAUACAUGGCAUUGUAUACCAGCUACUUAGAUGUACGUCAGACUUAAACAGACUGAAGACAGCUCACUGGGAUAUCAAAGCUUGGAACGUCCUGUUUACAACUGAAGAUUGUCAAGGAAGCUCUGCAGUUUUGAUAGACACUGGAACAGCCAAGGUUUGGACGGACUUACAGCACAAUGGCAUACGACAUCUUGAUGGAACUCUGAUUUUCUUCCCGCCAGAGAUUGAGGAGGUGUGUGUGUUUGUAGAGGAUUUCUUGGACCUUGAGUUAGUAGAUGCCUGGAAUAUAGGUGCCACCAUUUACCACGUUCUCACCGGGCGCCAUCUAUGGUUUGAGAAAAAACAAGAGUUCAGGAUGAAGUAUGGACAAAAAAACUGGAAAAAACCUAUGAGGGACUAUAUAUUGUCUGAGGGUUGGCGUGUAUGCGAGUUAAUCAACAGGAUUGACCAAUCACAGCACCCCCUUGUCACCCCACUUGUGCUGGUAAUGUCACAACUCCUGGAAUAUGAUGCUUGUCUGCGGCGUACAGCAACAGAGGUGCUUGACUUACCAGUGUUCUUGGAAAUGAGACAACAACAAAUCCCCAGUUGUGCAGCAGGAAUGGGUGAACCACAAGUAGGGGAUGGGGCCAUCACCAUUCCUCAUUGUAGGGCAGGGAAGAGCAGAAGGUUUCCAGAAAACCCCUAUGCAAAAGUUGUAGUGUUUUAUAAAAAUACUACCAUUUAUCUGGAUCAUUUUGAGAGGAGACAGGGAUUACAUUUGCAAAACCUUCCUGAUAAUGCCAAAUUCCGGAAUCAGUUGGAGCUUCAUGUCCCGAACUUCGAGGACGGCUGCAGCUACAACCUUUCAUGCCACACGAGGGAUAGAGUCAGUGGAGAGUUGGUUCUGAUGAACGUGGGAACUAUAUACCAGGAUACCUAUGUGUACCUGACAAUUAACAUGUAGUCACUCCUCAUAGACAGCUAGUAUGGACCAGAGAAAACAGACCCAGUCCUCAUAGACAGCUAGUAUGGCGGAGAGAAAACAGACCCAGUCCUCAUAGACAGCUAGUAUGGACAACCAGUAUGGCCGAGAGAAAACAGACCUAGUCCUCAUAGACAACCAGUAUGGCCGAGAGAAAACAGACCCAGUCAUCAUAGACAGCUAGUACGGACAACCAGUAUGGCUGAGAGAAAACAGACCCAGUCCUCAUAGACAGCUAGUACGGACAACCAGUAUGGCCGAGAGAAAACAGACCCAGUCCUCAUAGACGGCUUGUAUGGACAACCAGUUUAUAAUGGAGACCAAGUAUGGACCAGGGAAAAUAGACGCAAACAGAGCAAUAUAUUUUAUUUUCAAAACAGUGGGACCCAAUUUUUAUAUAGGUAGAUAUAACAUAUUUCCCAUGUACCAAUUUUUUACUUUUUUAACUAAGCAAAAAAAUAUAAUUGUUUAUUAUGAUAUGGGCAAAGGUUGUACCGUGCAUAUUAUAAUAUUGUUUUUCUGCAGUGAAUAGAUUUUUAAAACCAUGAUUUCUUGAAGAUAUAUUGCAAGAAUCUAUUCCUCAAUCCUGAUUUAUAUUUAGCAAGCAUACUAUCUUUUAGUUUUUAACACUUACAUCCUAUUUUACUAGAUGUUCUUUAAUUAUAUAACUCACUUUAUUUUAUAUUCCUUUAAAUAAUGAUCUGGGGUUUCUCAUUGGAUACAAAAGUGAGAUUUUCCUUUAUACCUGUGGUUGUGUUAACCUCAUAGCAUACUAAAGAUAUGUUGGGGGCAUUACAUUGUGCAUAAUGACAUCAACAGUACAUGAUGUUUUAACAUGGCACACACACAAUCAUAUAUAACCCUGUUGUGAGCUUAUGUUCACAUAUAUAUGCAAAUUGGUAUGAUUGGUUAAAUAAUCGUAUGUAUAGUAUUCAAAUUUUUAUCAGCAAUAUUACACAAAAUAUCCAAUAUUAUUACAAUGCAUUUUACAAUCUAUGCAGUGAAACAAUGUAUGUAUGUAAAAUUGUCAAAAAUGUGCUUGCAUCUAUACAUCUCUCUGGUACCAGUACAGGGACCAGAACAGGGUUCAGAACAUGUACAGGGACCAGAACAUGUACAGGUACCAGAACAGGUACCAGAACAGGGACCAGAACAUGUACAGGUACCAGAACAGGGUACCCGGACCAGAACAUGUACAGGUACCAGAACAGGGACCAGAACAUGUACAGGUACCAGAACAGGGACCAGAACAGGGACCAGAAAAUGUGACUGAAGGUUUGAAUUACAAAAGACAUAAACAAUAAAUUUCCCAAAAAAUAGUGAUAAAAUCCUUCAGGCCGGCCAAAGAUUCUACAACGUAUAAGUAUCCUAUUAGACCUUUCCUCACCAGUCAAUCUUCAAUGUGGAUGGGUCAGCCUGUUUAUAAUAGUAUCGGUGUUGAUCACUAAUUGUAAAAGAGUUGAUUAAUUAACAUUUAACACUAUCGCAUAUAAGGUGUGCUUGCCACAAAUCAUGUUACCGAAAUAUAUGAUAGAAGUGUGGUUGGCUUGGAAAUUGUUAGCUUAAAAAGUUAUAUAAUCUGCAAAUCUAUCUCUGUGCCAUAGUUUGAUAUAUAUCUGUGCCUAUAAGAUCAAUUCAUGUGCCAUAUAGAUUAUUCAUUCUAUAAGAUCACCAAUUAAUGUGCCAUAUAGAUUAUUUAACAUAUAAGAUCACCAAUUAAAGUGCCAUAUAGAUUAUUCAACCUAUAAGAUCACCAAUUAAAGUGACAUAUAUAUUAUUUAACCUAUAAGAUAAUGAAUUAAAGUGAAAUAUAGAUUCUUUAACCUAUAAGAUCACCACCUAAUGUGCCAAAUGGAUUAUAUAACCUAUACUAUAAGAUCACCAACUAAUGUACCAUAUAGCAUAUUAAACAUUCAUUAUCCCACUUUCCUCCAAAAUUAUCUUUAAUUUUGAAAUGUUAAGUAAGUUCCUCACUACCCAUGUUACUUUAUCAUUUAUGUUAGCGUCACAAUCAUAACAUUGACUUUGUCAGGAUGCUCUAGGAUAUAGUUUUUUCAGAUUUUUCCAAAUUAGUUGAUGACAAAAGUUAAUAACAAUGUUAUUUUUUUGUAUAAAAAGUGCCGUGCAAGUCAUUUAAUACUUGUCUGCUAUAUACAAAGUGCUGUGUUAGACAUGAGCUAACUUGUACCUGCGGUAUCAACUGGCACAUCAUCAAUAGUUCAUCAAACACAAUACUGACCAGCUAUUUAUAAAUGAUAGUGCAUCACAAAAUGAUGACAAUUUAUUUUUCUUAAUUAAUGAACAGGUUGAUAGAAUGUUUUAAUUGAUGGAAUAUUUGUGAUGUUGACUAAAUUAAGCUCAGACAAUUAUCAACUGACUGCCUUACAUGUCAACAUAAAAACGGAGACUUUGAAUUUUCUGUGAGUUUAGACAUUGGCUCAGAUUGGUUGGUUUAUCUGAAUUUAUUUAUAUUUUUAAUUUUUGAAACUAAAAAUGGGGUGUACAGUUCCUACACUAUAACUUUGUUUGUGAUAACUUUGUUUGUGAUACUUUAUACCUUUAUUUAAGAAGAGAUACAAUAUGAUUUGGUCACACUUACUGAAUUAAGUGAAAAUGUGAAUACUGAUAUGUGACUUUUAAAUAGAAAAUGUUUUGUUGUAAAUGUAGUAGAUUAACUACGACAGAUGACAUCAGUGAUGUAUUCAGAAUUCUUUGUUUAGUUUAGCUUAUUAUUGGUUGUUAUUCAUUUUUAACAAAAUUAAAAGGUGAAUGAUUUCUAGAUUACUGGUUGUUUAGCGGUUUUUAAAAUUACUUCUAUCUAGAUGAUAGGUUGUUAGCAUUUUUUUUUUAAAUUAAUGCAAUCUAGAUGUUUGUUUGUAUUAAUCCAGAUGGCUGGACAUUAGUUAAAUAUGGUUGAUUUAUCUGGAAUAUUUACUGCAACACUUUAUUCUUGCAUCAUGAUAUAGUUACUAAUGGUGCAAUAAUGAAAAGUCUGGAACAACUAACUUUUGUUUCAAUAGCAGCAUUGUUAUAUAAGCUCUACAUAGACUAAAAGGUUCGAUACAAUUCACACAGGUUGUCAUUAGGGUACACAGUAAUAAUCUCUACAGAGCUUAGGUUUAAUAUAAUGUUUACAGGUUGUCAUUAAGGUAAUCAUGCUUAGGAAUGGGCCGGAUUUGUAAAAUAAGAAUCAACAAUUGACUUUCCGAUCACAAAAUAUUCCACAACAUGGUCCAAAUCAAAAUUAUUAUGUAACAUAUUUGUUGUAAGUUAUCUCCCCUUUGACUGUACAACUGAUGUACAAUAUUUUUAUAUAUUUAUCAAAUUCCUCAUAAAAGGAGAUUGUUUGCUGCUUUUUUAUGUCUUCACAAUAGCAAAGGUCACAUGACAUGGGUUCACAGAUGAUUAGGCCCAUCAUGGAACUCUUCAAUGUGCAAUCUCAUUUAGAUAUCAUGUAUACAGACACAGAGUUGUGACCCAUUAUAUAAACAGAUUAACUGUGCUUCGUGACAUAGGAGUUACCGAUAGAUGCUAGAAGAAAUAGAUACAUGUAGCUGUGUUAGAAACAUUUUAACGUACAAAACAUACUUUUAGAAGGAUGUAAUACCUAAAACCAUUAAUUGUGACUUAUGAAAAGUACCAUUUGUUAAAAGAUUUGAGUAUGCAUACUUUAUUAUCUCCCUUGCACUGCUGGAAGUAAGGUUUCUGAAAUUGGGAAAUGAUUUGACUUACUAUAAGGCUUGUAAUGCAUUGGAAAUGCUAAGUAAUACUACAGGCAAACUAAAUAUGCAUGCUGUAGGUGUAGGGGACAAAAUUUAUAUAAUUUGUUUGCCUUUAAGUGGAUUAAUAAUCAUUGGAAAAAUUACCCUUUCACAACUUCAACUUUUCUAAAUGAUGAAAUUGGGAAAAUGAAUUCCUCAACAGUUUUGGAACAUGUCAGUCAAAGAUUUAUGAUGUUUUAUUACAGACAUGUUAUUCGAAUGAUAUCAUAAACUUAAAGUUUUACAUUCAAUUCUUUAAAUUUAUAGUUUCUUUUGUGCAUUACUUACCCAUUUAUUAGUAUUUUGCUUAAUAAAGUCUGUUUAGUGGCAGACUGGAUUGUGUUUAUGUAGAUAUAAAACCUAUAUGUAUUGUUAUCUGCUGUGUUUAUGUAGAUCGAAAACCAAUAUGUUUUGUUAACUGCUGUGGAAAGAAUAUGCACUGUUACACACUCUUAGAGUGUAUCGUAUAUUUUAUGCUUUGAUUAAAAACAGUAAAAUCAAAA